Messenger RNA from Panicum virgatum (switchgrass), 3101 nucleotides. Its product is annotated as putative disease resistance protein At3g14460. The record is from RefSeq and is a predicted model, not a curated record. The coding region runs from base 46 to 2883 and encodes 945 amino acids. Gene Ontology annotation, molecular function: ADP binding. The transcript is spliced from 4 exons. NCBI's taxonomy places the organism in Eukaryota, Viridiplantae, Streptophyta, Magnoliopsida, Poales, Poaceae.
AGGAGUGGAGAGAUCCCUGACUCCUGAGAGAGAGAGAGGAGAGCCAUGGCCCAAAUCAGCGAUGUGGCGGAUGCCUUGGCCGUCUUCGAUGCGGCGCGCCAGGAGUUGGCGUGGGCGUACAGCGGCGACUUCGCCGGCGUGCCCGAGCCUAUGAAAGGGGCGGUGCGUACGAUCUCGGAGGUGCUGAAUGAGGCGGAGAUGCGGUGGGUGACAUCCACCACCAGCAGCGAGGAGGAGAAGACGAGGACAGUGGUGGUGGUGGAGGAAGAGACCCAGAUCAAAGACUGGUUGGUGAGGCUCAGGGAGGUCGCCUGUGAGAUGAGGGCCGUGGCCCGGAAGGAAUUAUUGCUAGAGGAGUGCAGGGUUGACAAUAAGCAGCGUGCAAGGUGGCUCCCCUGCCUCCCCAGAGCUACCAAAACUACCAGAACUGUUCCUACCACCAUUGACGUUGUUGCCGAGAAGCUGGAGGAGCUAAAGAACCAAUAUGAGAGGUUCGGAUAUACCACCGGGCUACCUCUUGCCACCUGCACGGGGACGCCGCCAUCGCCAUGCGUUGGUGGUCAAGAAGAGAUCACCACCAUUGUUACAGCUGACGUGCUGGUGAGGGGUGACGACAAGCAGAGGAUAAUCGACAUCACUACCGCUGAUCAAAUAGUUAACACAGACGAUGAUUAUUCUCCGGCGACCAUAUUGCCCAUAUUUGGCCCCCCAUGCGUCGGCAAGACAGCGCUGGUUAGAUCGGUCUUCGGUGAUGAGAGAUUCAGAGAUUACCUCAAGGUCAUGAUCAGUAUGCCCAAGGGGUGGGAGUUUAUUGUCCAGGAAAUUUUCAGAGAAACGGCGAUACCUGUACGCUCUGGUGGUCUCUGUAGUACUAAGUAUGUGACUAAUCUAGUAAGAGACGAGCUUGACAUGCGCAACAAGAGGCUGCUCCUUGUAUUGGACGACUUGAUGGGGUGCAGCAAAGAGCAGGAGCAGGACGACGACGUGCUGGAACAUCUGCGCAGGUUCCUGUAUGAUGUUGACAGUAGGGUCAUUGCGAUAGUGGUUACACCGAGCGAAGCCAUUGCAGAGUACAUGUCGAAAACACUCAAGCCAUACCGGUUGCACCCGAUGACUGAUGGCAUGUGCUGGGAGAUAAUCAAGGGAACAGCAUGUGGUCUACAACAAACAAGAACUACUGCUGGUGAUCAAGGAGAAGCAGCAGUAUCAUCAGAGAUGAUGGGGCCUGAGAUUGCGAGCAAGUGUUCGGGUCUACCAUUAGCAGCAAAAGCUCUUGGGCGCUACUACCUGCAGUCGUCGUCCGUGAAACUGAAACCUGCGGAAUGGCCAGGGGAAGGAGAGAACCCGGAUAUCUGGAACAUUAUUGGAAGAGGAGGAGGAGGAGGGUUUCCUCCGGCUGCUUCACAGCUACCCCUUCACAGUCUCGUCGUGUUCACCCGCUUGAGGCAAUCCUGCAGCAGCCGUCUGGGAGCUGAAUCGUGGCUGUCCUUUGCUUUUUGUGCCUUCGUCUUACCAAAGGGCAAGGGCCACAGCUUGGUCGCGCGUGACCUGCUUAACCACUGGUGUUCUCUCGGUAUCACUACACGUCAGCGUGGCACGUCAUGUGUCUCGGAGCUUUUGGACCGUUCGCUUCUUCUCCGUGACAAACCAUCUCUGACUGUGGCUGCAACAUUGUUGACAUGGGAAAGUCUCAUGCACGAUUUCGCAAGCUAUCACUUUGGCAACGUAUGGGUUGUUGUGGAUCGUAUACAAAAUGGUGCCACACCACAGUCACCUUCUGCAAAUAAGAGCAUCAGCAGCAGCCGGGCCUACAUGGCAUUGACUCUGGCAGCAACGUUGUUGAGAAUGGAAGACCUCAUGCACGAUUUCGCAAGCUAUCUCUUAGGCGACCGGCUGAUUGUUGUGGAUGGUGGUAGACGAAAUGGCGCCACGGCGCCACCAUCGUCUUCUGUAAAUAAGAGCAGCUGCAGCGCCUACUUGGCAUUGGUCAGAAAUCUGGAUGCCAAGUCACUAGAUAUAUCAAGCACACUACCCGCUGGGAUACUAGCGCUCCGGUUUGAGGACUGCGGACAAACGGAGCUCAGCGACGGCGAGUUCGCAUCUGCCAAGUACGCCUGCCUUCGCCUGCUGGACCUAAGCGGAUGCUCCGCGAAGACCAAGAAGCUGCCAUACUCCAUUCGUCACCUGAAGCAGCUGAGGUACCUGAAAGCUCCAGGGAUACAGGACCAAGUGUUCCCCAAGCCUAUCAUCACGGGGCUCCACAAACUAAGAUACCUCAACCUGCAGGGGUCUUGCCAACUCGCAGACCUAACCGACGCAUUCCAGAGGCUCAGCAACCUGCUCCACCUGUACCUCUCCGGCUGCUCGGGGCUCAAGGCGCUGCCCGCUUCGUUCGGGAGGCUCUGGAGGCUGGAGCUCCUGGACCUGUCGGCGUGCUCCGGCCUGGAGUCCCUGCCCGAGGACUCCUUCGGCUGGCUCCGGAGCCUGAGGCAUCUGGACCUGGCCGGCUGCUCGGGGCUCAAAGCGCUGCCCGGCUCGUUCGAGAAGCUCGCCGGAGUGCUGCGGUACCUCGACCUGUCGCGCUGCUCGGGUCUAGAGCUCCUGCCCAGCUCGCUGGGUCGGUUCAGCGAGCUGCGUCACCUGGACCUGUCGGAGCUGUCGGGGAUAACACGGUUUCCCGACAGAUGGCCGGACAAGUUGGUGCACCUGGACCUGUCGGGCUGCUCGGGGCUAACGGAUAUGGCACCUAUUUACCGGAUAGACAGGCUGCGGUACCUAGACCUGUCGGGCUGCUCGCGGCUACAAGCGCCGUCCGAGCGAUUUCUGGAGGACAUCAGGCGCAAAGGAAGAGCAAGCGGGCCGAAAGAUGCUAGCCUCAAGUGAAAGUCAAUGGACCAGUCUUCACUCUGCUCUAAAAAGAAGAGAAAGAAGAAGACAACGACGACAUGCCUGCGUGGGUGCCUUGGUGGUAAGCGCGUGGCUUUCCGUCAGUUACCAUGGCCUCGUUUGGUAACGUUCUAGAAUUCUAGAACACGCAAACUGGGAAAAAAAAACUUGUAUGCAUAAAAUAUUAAAUAAAAGUUAUUUGCAAAAUUUUUUCA